This is a messenger RNA of Tribolium castaneum (red flour beetle), 3549 nucleotides long. RefSeq lists its product as uncharacterized. Gene Ontology annotation, biological process: negative regulation of apoptotic process; protein polyubiquitination. Bases 113 to 3010 code for a protein of 965 amino acids. The transcript is spliced from 9 exons. Gene Ontology annotation, molecular function: ubiquitin protein ligase activity. Lineage: Eukaryota; Metazoa; Arthropoda; Insecta; Coleoptera; Tenebrionidae. Gene Ontology annotation, cellular component: cytoplasm. The record is from RefSeq and is a predicted model, not a curated record.
GCCACAUUUGACAAAAACAGUAAUGGCGGCCGGUUGCUAAAAGUGGGCACAGCCGUCUCAACCAAACUCGAAAAAAAGCCAAAAUGUAACGAAAAUUUCGUAAAAUUGUAUUAUGAAGCGUUGUGCCAAACUAUUCGCUGUUGUAUUUUUGGUUUUUGUUAGUGUUGCUAGUGUGAUAAGACUGUGUUUUUGCUUUUGGUCUGGAUUAUUUGAAUCGGACAAUAAACCGGAUGGUAAAGUCGAUGAAUGGCUAGAACGGAACAAUUUGUCACCGUUCAAGGACUGUUUUGUUGACAAAGGCAUAUCCCAGCUGGCCCAAUGCGGCCAAUUGGGCGAUUUGCCAGAACUUCCCGCCUCCGACGAGCAACGUCUCCAAAAGGCAGCCGCCUUGUUACAGCAACGUCUCGUCCUCCGCCAAUGGCUAACAAAAUACAACCUCCAGCACUACUAUCCUCGACUCCUUAACCUCGAAGUGACAAGCUUGGAGGACGUCUAUUGGUUAGAAGACACCAAAGCUAAAUCCAUCUUGCAGAAAGACUUCCCCAAGUGGUCAACUGCAAGACAAUCCUUGCCGACACGUAAGCCGCACUUGGAAACACUCAAAGCCGAUCUUUGGUCCGAAGUUGUCAAGUCAAGCAGCCACCAAGACGCCUGGACAUGGGGCGGUAUGUUGGUCGUUUCUGUGUCAGUUGCCGGUUUGGUAACGUUAGCUGCAAUGACCCAGCCGUCAUUGGCCCCCGAAGCUAAACAUUCCCUUCUCCAGUAUGUAACCGGAAAAUAUCUACUACCAUCAAACUGUAAAGUGAUUUUCCAUUGGUCGGACCCUCACCCUGUAGGUCAUACGGUUUGUUUCACUGUCCAGUUUUAUCAGCGCAAUGGCCAGCCUUAUCCGAUCUGUGAUACAGACAAUUUUGUUGUUGAUGUUUGCGAAGGUUCACGUAAAAUGGUGGUUAUAACCGAACUUGGAUCACCGACCGAUCCAAACAGUGCUAACAUUGCCAAAGUUAAGUUUAUGGUACGACAUGCAGGCCAGUAUCGAAUCACAAUUAUGGUAAGCAAUCAGCAUGUGGCAGGAAGUCCUUUUAUGAGGACUUUCAUCGCUGGGCCGGCUUAUGCCCAAAGGACGGUUGUUGUGAGGCAUUGUAGUACGGUUGUGUGUACGGCAAAUGUUGCACAUUUGUUGUACAUUGAACCACGGGAUGAGUAUGGAAAUGUUUGUAGCUAUCCUUCAGACGAUGAUCCGACACAGGAUUACACAGUCCAUAUUACACAGUUAGGAACCUAUUCUAAAGAAUCAAACUUGGACAAUGACGACAAUAAUUUUACCACGGCUUUAGAUUACGACUGGCAAAGUCAACGAGUGAGUCUUCAAUUGAAAUUUCUCUACGAAGGUUGUUAUCACACCACAAUUAAAUAUAAAGGAAUCGAGUUACAUAAUGGCGAUUUUGACAUUAUUGUUUUAAACAGCAUCGAUUCAACUCUUGUCCACAAAAAUGUGGCUUCGAAAAACCACAAUAUUUGCUACGAAGCUAAAUUAAUUGGUGUCAAUAAUGAGCGACUGCAAAAAGCGAAAAAAGUCCUGUGUUACGUUUCGCCCAAACAGCUCAUCAUCAAGGAACUCAUCCUGAAAUUUAUCCCCAAACGCUUGUACACGUUCCGGUUGUGUCCUUCAACCAAAUUCAGUUUUCAAACUGAAGCCAAAACGAUGGACCACCCCACUGGUUAUUUCACAGUGGACGAUGGUUGCCAACCUAAAAUCGAAUUAAUUUCAAAAGAACGUAACGUCAUAGCGGCUACUUUUGCCCAAUUCCUUCUCAAAAACAUGGGCGGUUCCGAAACUUUUAAAGAUAAACAGGACUUCUUCUACCAUGAGGUACGCAAGUACCAUCAGAAACACUACCAUGAGAAGCUCUCGAUGAAAGUCAAUCGAGAGAAAUUGCUAGAAUCGAGCAUGAAAGCAACGAAGAAUUUUUCAGUGAGCGAGUGGUGCCGUAACUUCGAAAUCACAUUUCAAGGAGAACAAGGCAUCGACUGGGGCGGCUUGCGCCGCGAAUGGUUCGAGCUGAUUUGCUCGCAACUUUUCGACGCCAAAAACGCUCUAUUUACCAGUUUCCACGAGGGCCAACAAUCGCUCGUACACCCGAAUCCAAGCCGCCCUUCGCACCUAAAACUGCGCCACUACGAAUUCGCCGGAAAAGUGGUCGGCAAAUGUUUGUACGAGAGUGCUUUAGGCGGCUCCUACCGCCAAUUAGUUCGUGCCAGAUUCACCCGUUCCUUUCUGGCGCAAGUAAUCGGCCUUCGAGUUCACUACAAAUAUUUCGAGCAAGACGAUCCCGACCUAUACUUGUCCAAAAUCAAGUAUUUGCUCGAAAACGACAUCGAUCAGAUCGACACCGAACUGUAUUUCGUUGAGGAACAGUACGAUACCUCAGGCCAGUUGCUUAAAACUGUUGAACUGAUACCGAACGGUUCGAAAAUUCGCGUGAGAAACGCCACGAAAUUGCAGUAUUUGGACGCUUUGGCUCAGUAUCGUCUGGCCACGAGUAUCAAAGACGAGAUGGAGGCGUUUCUCAAAGGUUUAAACGAGCUUAUUCCUGACAAUCUUUUGAGCAUUUUCGACGAAAACGAACUGGAAGCCUUCCAGUUACUGCUCUGCGGGACGGGUCAGUAUAGUAUUGCCGAUUUUAAACAACAUCAUGUUAUUAAUGGAAAUUCGGCCGAAUUUCGACGAAUUGUAGGCUGGUUUUGGGCUGCUGUUGGGAAUUUUACACAAGAGGAAAUGGCAAGGCUACUGCAGUUCACUACAGGGUGUUCGCAGUUGCCGCCAGGUGGUUUUAAAGAAUUGACUCCGAAAUUUCAAAUUACUGCAGCCCCAACUUUUGGGAAUCUUCCAACAGCGCAUACUUGUUUUAAUCAGCUUUGUUUGCCGGAUUACGACUGUUAUGAGCAUUUUGAAAAAUCGCUUCUUCUGGCGAUAAGCGAAGGGACGGAAGGCUUCGGCAUGGUUUAAACACACAGUAUUGUUUUCCUGCACAGUUAAGUAUAAUAUUAUUUGUGAUAUUUAUUCACGGUACAAAAAUUCUUCUUAAUCAAAGUUUGAACGAGCAUAUAGUGUACAGAUUGUGAUAAAGUAAUGUAAAACAGUGUUCAUUAAAUUAUUAAUAACUUAGGAUAGGUUUAUUUAAGCAGCCGUAUUGCUUAUUCUAGCUGAUAGAGCUUUUAAUGAGAACGAGUUGUGCUAAAUAACGGACAAAUGUUUGAGUUUGUUUCAGAUCUCUGUGUACUUAAUUUGCAUUUAUGUAAUUAAUUUUUUAACAUUAAAAAUUUUAGCGAGCGAUUGUUAUAAUACUUGUGUUUUUUCUUGGGACCAGUGAGUUUCAAACUAAAGCUUACACAAAAUUAGAAAUCUUUAAUGAGACGACAAUAGCAUUUAAAACGCCUUUUAGACAUAGUUAUGUGCUGUUAGAAUUAAAUUUGACUAGAAUCGUAUACGAUGUAUUGAAGAAAUCGAGCAAAAUAUAAUAAAUUUGAAAAAUGCGUUACCCGAAA